GGGACGAUCGUGAUCAAUCCUACACCAACCGAACUUACAUAGGAAUAUUUCCUCAGUUCCUUCAGCGCUCUAGGGUUUUUAACACCGCCGCUUCAAGCAUCGCAGACUCAACCCAUCUUGGCAGGCAAGCGCUCGAGUAGAAGAAGAAUACUAAAAAAUGCCGUCGCACAAGACUUUCAAGAUUAAGAAGAAGCUAGCGAAGAAGAUGAGGCAGAACAGGCCUAUCCCUCAUUGGAUUCGUAUGCGCACCGACAAUACCAUCAGGUACAACGCUAAGCGCAGGCACUGGCGUCGUACGAAGCUUGGCUUCUGAGAAUGCUUUGAAUUAGUUAUUCAUUAGGGUUUAUUUUAAGAUUACGGGAUUUUUUUUUUUGUGGAAUUAACUUUCUGAAGGUAUUAUGUUUUAAUUUGAAUAUGAAAUGCAACUAAGCCAUUGUUUUGGCCA
Messenger RNA from Hevea brasiliensis (rubber tree), 445 nucleotides. RefSeq names its product 60S ribosomal protein L39. NCBI's taxonomy places the organism in Eukaryota, Viridiplantae, Streptophyta, Magnoliopsida, Malpighiales, Euphorbiaceae. The coding region runs from base 158 to 313 and encodes 51 amino acids. Gene Ontology annotation, cellular component: cytosolic large ribosomal subunit; ribosome. The transcript has 3 exons. The record is from RefSeq and is a predicted model, not a curated record. Gene Ontology annotation, molecular function: structural constituent of ribosome. Gene Ontology annotation, biological process: translation.